This is a messenger RNA of Populus trichocarpa (black cottonwood), 1061 nucleotides long. Its product is annotated as small nuclear ribonucleoprotein SmD1a-like. Gene Ontology annotation, cellular component: U5 snRNP; precatalytic spliceosome; catalytic step 2 spliceosome. Gene Ontology annotation, biological process: RNA processing; spliceosomal snRNP assembly. The record is from RefSeq and is a predicted model, not a curated record. Gene Ontology annotation, molecular function: RNA binding. The coding region runs from base 156 to 482 and encodes 108 amino acids. The transcript is spliced from 4 exons. Lineage: Eukaryota; Viridiplantae; Streptophyta; Magnoliopsida; Malpighiales; Salicaceae.
AAAUAGAAAAAAGCAAGAGAGAGAGCCCUAAUAGCAGCAGAUCCAUCUGUGCAAGAGGUCCCCGUUCAUCUCUCUCGCUUCCAACACUGGCCUUUGCUCUUGCUUCUUCAAACCCUAGCUAGCUCGCUAGCGUUCUCUUCCCUUCCAACUCCACAAUGAAGCUCGUCAGGUUUUUGAUGAAGCUGAACAAUGAGACCGUCUCAAUUGAACUGAAGAACGGAACUGUUGUUCACGGAACCAUCACAGGUGUUGAUAUCAGUAUGAACACUCAUCUGAAAACAGUGAAAGGGAAAAAUCCAGUAACUUUGGAUCAUCUCAGUGUGAGGGGCAACAACAUUCGUUAUUACAUCCUUCCUGACAGCUUGAAUCUUGAGACUUUGCUGAUCGAGGAGACACCUAAGGUCAAACCUAAGAAGCCAACAGCUGGGAGGCCUCUGGGUCGCGGUAGAGGCCGAGGCCGUGGACGUGGCCGCGGCCGCUAAUCAUGUCUUGCUUGCUUAAAUUUUUGCAGCGUCUGGUUAUGUAAACACCUAUGUUGUAGCAAGAAUCUGCUGGUAAAGUUAGGAACAGUUAGAGAAUGCUACUGCAUUAUUUUGCUGUUUGCCUUGUGGAGGCAAAUUGCAGGACUCGAGUUUGUCUGUCGGUUAAUCCUUUUCAAAUUCAACCCGAAGAUCAAAAGUCAUGAGCUUACGUCAUGUUACUCUUCUGUAUCCAGUUUCAUUAACCAAUGCUGGAAUGCUAUCAUUCAUGGAACAUUCUGAUUUGAAUUACCUGCAUGUAGCGGAUACUAGUACUGCGCAACUGGAGCAAGUGGUUAAAAAAUCCACUUCCGGUGGCCUGAUUGAUGGCUCGAACCGUCUGAAUGUCUCUUUUAAUUGCUUAGUUGUGCUGCUGAUACAUAGCAAAGUUGGCUGACUGAUCAGAUGAUCACCUAAAACCCAUCUGCGCAUUCUUUCCAACUGCUGGCAAGGUUUAUCCUGAGAAUUGUUUCCGCUUAUUAUUGCAACUGCUAGUUCUUUCGUAUUAAAUCCUAGCAUGUUGUUUUUUCAUCCCAUUUAUCA